This is a messenger RNA of Trematomus bernacchii (emerald rockcod), 2084 nucleotides long. RefSeq names its product cytosolic sulfotransferase 3-like. Gene Ontology annotation, cellular component: cytoplasm. Lineage: Eukaryota; Metazoa; Chordata; Actinopteri; Perciformes; Nototheniidae. The record is from RefSeq and is a predicted model, not a curated record. Bases 107 to 997 code for a protein of 296 amino acids. The transcript is spliced from 8 exons. Gene Ontology annotation, biological process: sulfation. Gene Ontology annotation, molecular function: sulfotransferase activity.
UAAUGCUGCGUAGUGUGAGAACAGACAGGAAUAUAAAGAGGGAAAGGCUUCAGCAGGAGAAGAAAAAAGUUUCAGAUAUACAGCGGAGUAACCAGCAGCAUUCACCAUGUCAUUAGAUCAGUACAAGGAUUCCCCUCGACCUGAACUGUUUGAUUUCCAUGGAGUUCCAAUGUCCCACUUUUUCACAGACAACUGGGAGAACAUCCAAAACUUUCAGGCCAGGCCCGAUGAUAUACUUAUUGCAACAUACCCCAAAGCAGGAACCACCUGGGCCUCCUACAUUCUGGACCUGCUGUAUUUUGGUCAGCAAGAGCGCCAGACAUCCGUCCCAAUCUAUGACAGGGUGCCUUUCUUGGAGGCUUUCUUCCCGCCUCAUCAUUCAGGAAAAGAUCGCGCAGACAACCUCCCCACAUCUCCUCGACUCAUCAAAACUCACUUUCCAGUCCAGUUUGUGCCUAAAUCCUUUUGGGAACAAAACUGCAGGAUAGUCUACGUUGCCCGCAAUGCCAAAGACAACAUGGUGUCUUAUUUUCACUUUGACCGCAUGAACCUAGCUCAGCCAGAGCCUGGAGAAUGGAGCAACUUCUUCCAGAGAUUCAUGGAGGGAAAGAUGGUGUUUGGAUCGUGGUACGACCAUGUGAACGACUGGUGGAAAAAGAAAGAGAGUUAUCCAAAAAUCCAUUACAUGUUCUAUGAAGACAUGAUUGAGGAUACUGGACAGGAGAUAGACAAACUCUGCAGCUUUCUUGGUUUGUCUCCUUCUGCAGAGGACAAGAUGAAGGUUACAGGGGGGGUGCAGUUUGACAAUAUGAAAAAGGACGACAUGGCAAACUAUUCUACGAACCCAGUUAUGGAUUUCAAGAUUUCUCCUUUCAUGAGAAAAGGGAAAGUUGGUGACUGGAAGAACCAUUUCACUGUGGCCCAGAGUGAACAAUUUGAUGAAGACUACAAGAAAAAGAUGAAGGAUGCGACACUUCAGUUCCGCACCGAAGUGUGAACAGAACUGGACGGGCUGUGUCAAGCCCUUGGGUAUUUUUGCAGUUUCCCCGCUUGAAAGGGAUGGUACAGUCCAUAUAGGAGGUUUUCACUGGGUUUCACUCAUACAAUGACCACAACUUUGUUUUCUUUUGAGUUCUUCUUUACUUUAGUUUUUGUUGUUUGCAGUACAGCGUAAGGUUGUAAGGUGAAAAACCUUAAAUGAAAAAUAAAAAUAAUUACUGUAAAUACAAUGCACAUGAAAUAAUAAAUGCAAAAAUACAUGCUUUACAUAUAUUUUUUAACACUUGUGAAUAUUGUUUUUCCUUUUAGUGUAUUUUUACGAAUUAUGUUUUUAAACAGUUUUUAACUUAUGCAGUCUCAUUAAAAAUGCAAAUAUAAUAGACUGAAUUUUUAGCAGCAUUCAAACCGUUUCUAUCAAACCACAUCUCUCAAUAAACAAAUCACAUUAGUUCCACACAGUUCGUUUCUCACCGGCCGCCUCUCCAGCUUUUUAUGGCUGCACCAGUGCUGCUUCUUUGUAGUUUUCUUCUGCUGGUUUGUUGCUGCUGCUGGACGCACGCUUUUUAGUUUGUCCCUCUCCAGCUUUGAAUUACCGCCCUCCUUUCAGGUGUGGUGCUUUUAAAGCUGCAGCGACGCUGAUUAGCAAUUAGGGACUGAUUUCAGACAGCUGCCACUCUGUCAAUCAGCCCGACUUUUUAAACCCUUUGCUCUCCUGUGGAUUCUCCAAGUUGACUUCACAAUGACUGACUGGGCAUGAGUCUUCUCUGUGAGACAAUCAAAAUAUAUGUACUCUUAUAGUAGAACCGUAGAAUCUAUGAUUAUUAUACAUGAGGCUUUACAAAUCUCCAGGAUUAUUAUUACAUGAUAAAGAGCCUCACAUUUAUCAUUAUUAAUCACAAAGCCCUAACAGAAUAACCAUAAAAGAACAUUAAAAAAAUACUAUAGCACAUGUUAAAGAAAGUAAUGUUCAAAUUGAAGUUAUUGUUCUCAUUGUCCAUUUGUCCUUUCUGCAGAAGUGGGAUAACUGUAUUGCUUUGUAUAUGAUAUUUGUAUAUUUGUAAUUAAACAACAGCUCCUUCAUGUGG